Paramecium tetraurelia is the source of this 1557-nucleotide messenger RNA. RefSeq lists its product as uncharacterized. Gene Ontology annotation, molecular function: protein binding. The record is from RefSeq and is a predicted model, not a curated record. NCBI's taxonomy places the organism in Eukaryota, Ciliophora, Oligohymenophorea, Peniculida, Parameciidae. The transcript is spliced from 4 exons.
AUGAGCAAGUUUAAAUAUGCUAUCAAGCCGUUAUACAUUGAAACAUUUGAGUAUAAUUAUAUGGACGGUAAAACAGAAAAGUCAUUUACGAUUAAAAAAAAACUAGAAGCCAAAAGCGGAAAAGGAAUGAUGCAAUAAAGUGAACCGCUUGCCUAAUUUAAAUGUGAUUCAAUCAAAUAAAGUAACAACCGAGCUCAAACUAGUAGAUGGCUAAGGUAAUCCUCAUUCGUAAAAAAUUCUACAAUAAAUCCCAACACUCCUCAAAAUAUUGGUAUUAGAAAAAUAGAAAGCAGAAUGGAAGAUGAAAUACUUAUCUAAAAUAGUAGAAAUAAUUCUGAAAAAAGAAAUCUCAAAGUACCUAAAUUAAGUUAUAUUGACUUUAAUAUUUCUGUAAUGAAUGGAGAAGGGAGUGAUUCAGUUUCUAAGGCUCUAAAAUUAAUAAAUAAAGAUAACUUGUUAAUGAGAAAGAAAAAAAAAUCAGUUUAAAACUCAAAAACUGUUUCUACAUAAGAAAAUGAAAUAACUCAGUUUGAACAAUUAGAGAAUUAACACCCAAAAGAUAUGAUAGAAAAGAUAGGAUAAAUGCUUGCUAUUAAUUAAAGAAAUCCUUCGGUUAGAAAAUAAAGUAAGGUUAGAGAGGCGUUUACGAGAAACCUAAAAUUUUUAGAUCAAUCAUUCUAAGAAUCAACUUCUCCAGAUAAAAAAUUAAAAUCAGUUAUCCAAAUUUACUAUGAUAAAAAAAAAGCAUACUAAGAAGAAUAAAGCAAAUAAUAAGAAAUCACUUUAACACAGCUUUCAGAAUAGACUAAAUCAUGUAAUAAUAACAAAAGAAUGAGAAUAUCCACAACAUUUUUAAAGUAAUUUACAUUUUAAGUAGAAGAAGAAUAAAAAUAAAAAUAAUCAAAAUCUUAAAAUUUCAUGUAAUAAUCAAUUAAAUCAUCUUAAAUUAAGGAUAGAUUCAAAAAAAAAUAAAACACUAUUUUCAGCAUUUAAGUCAGAUCAAUAUUUAAAAAGUUGUUUAAUUAAAUAGUUAACUGCGUUAGAAAAAUGAAAUUAAUGAAAUUAACUAUAAAAGAAAUCUUCUAGAAUGGAGUCAUUUAAAAAAAAGCUUAUGAAAGGGAAGGAUCAUUCUAAUUUUUUGAGGGUGUAGAAGAUAAUAAUUUAUAACUUAUCAACUUUAUGCUCCUAAAAUGUAGAUAUUAUGCAUUUGAUAUAAAUGAAGAAGGAUAGACACCUUUACAUUUGAGUUCUAAAAAGGGCUAUUAAUCAAUUACUGAGAGAUUGCUUCAUUAUGGGGCCUAUGUUGAUUCUAUAGAUUAAGAUGGCAAAACCCCCUUGUAUUAUGCUAUUCAGUCAGAGUAAAAGCAUAUAGUUUAUCAAUUGUUAUAUUAUAAGGCCAAUCCAUGGUCUAUUAAGAAUUGCUAGCAUAAAAGUACAAAUCCAGAUAUAAUGCACCUCAUAAAAGUGUCAAGAAAGAUUCAUCUCGUACUACUUUUAACAAGACAUCGUGAUAGAGAGAUGAAGUGGUAAGAAUCAAGAAAUACAUUACUAUUAUGA